Molecule: messenger RNA, 1956 nt
Organism: Oryzias melastigma (Indian medaka)
Lineage: Eukaryota; Metazoa; Chordata; Actinopteri; Beloniformes; Adrianichthyidae
Gene: ftcd
Product: formimidoyltransferase cyclodeaminase
Exons: 14
Coding region: 301-1920 (539 amino acids)
Molecular function (GO): transferase activity; folic acid binding
Source: RefSeq, a predicted model, not a curated record
AACUUUAUCCCAGAUGAAACUUCCUCAGUUUCUUGAUGUCAUCCACAUUUAGGAUUAAACAUUUCUUCAUUUAGGAAAGACGAAGAAAUCCUGCAGCAGCUGAUCCACCGAUCUGAUUCUCCAAGGAUCCAUAUGAAAUACGACGACCAGGAGGCGCCGUCUGACCUCCAGGAGGCGCCGUCUGACCUCCAGGAGGCGCCGUCUGACCUCCAGAACUGUUGGUCAAUCCACUGCUGCUCUGGUUGAUGAUUGAAGAGCGUCCAGAGAAGCUCUGCUGCCUUCCUGCAGCCCGCAGACGCCAUGGCUCAGCUGGUGGAGUGUGUCCCCAACUUCUCGGAGGGUCGAAACCAACAGGUGGUCGAUGCCAUCUCAGCCGCCAUUUCCAGCACCGCUGGUUGCAGCCUGCUGGACGUCGACCCCGGCGCCUCCACCAACCGCACCGUCUACACCUUCGUGGGUUCCCCGGACGCAGUGGUGGAGGGGGCGCUGAACGCCGCCCGUCAGGCCUUUAGCCUCAUCGACAUGACCAAGCACUCAGGUGAGCAUCCGCGGACCGGAGCGCUGGACGUCUGCCCCUUCAUCCCCGUCCAGAACGUCAGCAUGGACGACUGCGUCCGCUGCGCCCACGCCUUCGGAGAGAAACUGGCAGAGAUGCUGCACGUUCCCGUUUAUCUGUACGGGGAAGCGGCUCGAACGCCAGCGAGGAGGGCGCUCCCAUCUGUGCGAGCUGGAGAGUACGAGGCUCUGCCCGACAAGCUCUGUCGGCAGGAGUGGGCUCCUGACUUCGGCCCCCCCGUCUUCGUGCCAUCGUGGGGCGCCACGGUUACCGGCGCUCGGAAGUUCCUUAUCGCCUACAACAUCAACCUGAUCAGCACCAAAGAGCAGGCUCACCGCAUAGCGCUGGACAUCCGGGAGCAGGGGCGGGGCCAGAAUCAGCCCGGCCUGCUGAGGAAGGUGCAGGGGAUGGGCUGGUACCUGGAGGAGGCCAACAUCGCUCAGGUGUCCACCAACAUCCUGGACUUCGAGGUGACCCCCCUGCAUGCCGUCUAUGAGGAGAUCUGUAAGAGUGCAGAGGAGCUGAAGCUGCCGGUGGUGGGCUCUCAGAUCGUGGGUCUGAUCCCUCUGAAGGCCCUGCUGGACGCUGCAGACUUCUACAUCCACAGAGACGAGCUCUUCAUCCUUGAGGAGGAGCACAAAGUCCGACUGGUGGUCAGGAAGCUGGGGCUGGACUCGCUCAGCCCCUUCAACCCCCAGGAGAGGAUCAUAGAGUACAUGGUGAAGGGGCAGGAGGAGGGGCAGCUGGCGUCGUUGACCCUGAGGCGGUUCGUUCAAAGCGUUGGAGCCCGAACGGCUGCUCCUGGAGGAGGAUCGGUUUCCGCUGCCAUUGCUGCUCUAGGGGCGGGGCUAGGGGCCAUGGUGGGCCAGAUGACAUACGGGAAGAGGCAGUUUGAGAGCCUGGAUGGCGUGAUGAGGAGGCUGAUCCCUCCGUUUCAUCAGGCCAUGAAUGACCUCCUGCAGAUGGUGGACGCCGAUGCAUCCGCCUUCAACAGCUAUAUGGCGGCUCUGAAGAUGCCAAAAAACACGGCAGAGGAAAAGCAACGGAGGGACGCCGCCAUGCAGGACGGCCUGCGGCAGGCGCUCGCCGUCCCGGAGGCUCUGGCUGAACGGAUCAGCGCCCUCUGGCCACACCUGAAGGAGAUGGUCGUCCACGGAAACAUCAGCUGCAAGUCUGACGCUCAGGUUGCAGCUAAAGCUCUGGAGACGGCGGCGUUUGGAGCGUACUUCAACAUCCUGACAAACCUGAAAGACGUCAGCGACGAGGCCUUCAGAGCGGCGACCCACAGGAGAGCGUCCGCUCUGCUGCAGGAGGCCAAAGACAGCGCUGCCGCCGUCCUCCUCGCUGCCGAGAGCAGGAGCUGAAAUGCUGACAAAUGGUUAAUAAAACCUUCACCCAAA